UUUUGCUCUUGCUCUCCCCCCCCGCAACACCACAUAUAAGUACUGACUCGAAAACCGAUACAAUGGCCAGGAGACCCGCUCGCUGCUACAGGUACUGCAAGAACAAGCCGUACCCCAAGAGCCGCUUCAACCGUGGUGUACCGGAUCCAAAGAUUCGCAUCUUUGAUCUUGGACGCAAGCGUGCCAACGUUGACGAGUUCCCCCUCUGCAUUCACCUCGUCUCCAACGAGUACGAGCAGCUGUCUUCCGAGGCCCUCGAAGCCGCCCGUAUCUGUGCCAACAAGUACCUCGUGAAGAUCGCCGGAAAGGAAGGUUUCCAUCUCCGUGUUCGCGCCCACCCAUACCAUGUGAUCCGUAUCAACAAGAUGUUGUCGUGCGCUGGUGCCGAUAGACUGCAGACCGGUAUGCGUGGUGCUUUCGGGAAGCCCAACGGAACGGUUGCACGUGUGAACAUCGGUCAGAUCAUCUUGUCCGUCCGGACGAGGGAUACUCACCGUGCCACUGCUAUUGAGGCUCUUAGGCGAUCCCAGUACAAGUUCCCCGGCCGCCAAAAGAUCAUCGUCAGCAAGAACUGGGGCUUCACCAACCUCCGCCGCGAAGAGUACGUCGAGAAGCGCCAGCAAGGUCGCGUCAAGGUCGACGGUGCCUACGUCCAGUUUCUCCGCAACAAGGGCAACAUCGAACAGAACAUGCGCCGCUUCCCGGAUGCUUUCGAGGCUGAGGCGUAGGCUUCUCUCGUUGGACGUGAUGACGGAGAUCUGAAGUGCAUUGGGAUGAGUGAGAUACCGGUGACAUGGCGUAUUUUGCCUUUUUCCCUUUUCUUUUCCUUUGAUCGUGGAUGAGGGUUUGAAAGUGAAUUUCUAUGGAAUACCUGUAGAGAAUGACCAAAAUCUGACCUGACAAUGGCAAUGGAACUCAAGUAUGAC
Lindgomyces ingoldianus is the source of this 926-nucleotide messenger RNA. RefSeq names its product ribosomal protein L10e. Gene Ontology annotation, molecular function: structural constituent of ribosome. The transcript has 4 exons. NCBI's taxonomy places the organism in Eukaryota, Fungi, Ascomycota, Dothideomycetes, Pleosporales, Lindgomycetaceae. The record is from RefSeq and is a predicted model, not a curated record. The coding region runs from base 63 to 728 and encodes 221 amino acids. Gene Ontology annotation, biological process: ribosomal large subunit assembly; translation. Gene Ontology annotation, cellular component: ribosome; cytosolic large ribosomal subunit.